Molecule: messenger RNA, 4442 nt
Organism: Anguilla rostrata (American eel)
Lineage: Eukaryota; Metazoa; Chordata; Actinopteri; Anguilliformes; Anguillidae
Gene: smc1b
Product: structural maintenance of chromosomes 1B
Exons: 25
Coding region: 324-4046 (1240 amino acids)
Biological process (GO): sister chromatid cohesion
Cellular component (GO): nucleus; meiotic cohesin complex; chromosome
Molecular function (GO): ATP hydrolysis activity; ATP binding; protein binding
Source: RefSeq, a predicted model, not a curated record
UUUUUUAGGAUUUCGUGGAAGCAUUAAUGUGAACCUGUAAUUUUCUUUUAUACUAUGGAUGACAAGUAUUCUUAUACGCAAGCGAUUAAGUGUUUCCCUCUUUGCUAACUACAGUGGACAGUGUAAUGGUACAAGGCAUUUUAUAGCCUCGUUCUGAGACUUGACUUGGUCUCGACCAGAAUAACGGUCAAGUACAUUUUCUGCGACUCUUUUUAGUAGUCCGCCGGAAACGUCCAGAAAUUGAACUAAACGUAGCUGAAGACAACAUAGCUUUCUGCAUUAAAACUAUCAAAAGCAGAAAUUAUCUAACAUAAACGAACGAAAUGGGCUAUCUGAAGCAGAUAAAUGUGGAGAAUUUCAAGUCUUGGCGGGGAAAGCAAGUAAUUGGGCCGUUUAAAAGGUUUAAUUGCAUAAUUGGUACAAACGGGUCAGGGAAGUCUAACGUAAUGGAUGCUCUGAGCUUCGUGAUGGGGGAGAGAGCCUCGAGCCUUCGAGUAAAGCACACCAAGGACCUCAUUCACGGGGCCCACAUCGGCAAGCCUGUGGCUGGCACGGCUAGCGUCACCAUGCUGUAUUGCGAAGACAACGGGGAGGAACUCUCCUUCUGCCGGAGGAUUGCGGGAACCUCGUCUGAGUACCGCAUAAAUGACAAACAGGUCACACACGCCAAGUACACCGCGGAACUGGAGAGGAUAGGCGUUGUGGUCAAAGCAAGGAACUGCCUCGUAUUUCAGGGGGCCGUGGAGUCCAUCUCCAUGAAGAACCCCAAAGAGCGGGCGCGCAUGUUCGAGCUCAUCAGCGGCUCGCAUGAGCUGGCCGAGGAGUACGACAAGAAGAAGGAGCUGCUCCAGCGAGCCAAGGAGGAGACGCAGUUUCACUUCAACAAGAAGAAGACGGCCACCGCCGAGAAAAGGCAGAUCUCCUUGGAGAAAGUGGAGGCCCAGAAGUACCAGACUCUCGUGGACGACCUGAACGAUGCCAAGGUGCAGCUCAACCUGUGCCAGCUGUACCACAACGAGCAGGGCAUCGGUGCGCUGAUGGACUCCCUGAGGGAGCGGCAGUUGGAGGUGGCGGGGAGGAAGGGCGGGAUGGAGGUGUGGGAGGCGGCUGUCAAAGCCCAGAAGAAGGAGCACGGCCGCCUGUCCCGAGAGCUGCAGCAGAUCGAGAAGGAGAUCACGGCUCAGGAGAAGACUCUGGGCCAGCAGAGGCCCCAGUACAUCAAGGCGAAGGUGAACACGGCGCACCACCAGCGCAAGGCCGAGGAGGCGCGCGCGGCCCUGCAGAAGGGCCGCAAGCAGCAGCAGCGCAAGGAGCAGGAGCUGGAGGAGCUGCGCGGAGAGCUGGCCGAGCUGGAGCGUGCCUGGGGCAGCUUCCAGAAGAAGCUGGAGGAGGAGGGAGCCGCCCGGGAUGUCAGCGUGCAGCUGGAGGCCGCGCAGUUGGAGCGUUAUAAAGAGCUGAAGGAGAUGGCCAGGAGACAGGGUGCCAUUCUGAGCCAGCAGGCUGAGAAGCUACGCUGGGAGGUCAAGGCCGACUAUGAAAAGCUGGAGUUUGACCAGAGGCGGAGGAAGGAAGUGGAGGCGAAUAUUAAGUACACUCAGACUCAGCUGGAGUCUUAUGCCACUCGAGCGGAGAAGCUGGAGGAAUACGCCAACUCCUGCAACUCCACCCUGGCGAAGAACCAGCAGCAGGAGGAGAGUCUGGUGAAGCAGCUGGAGGAGGGGCGCGUGCGCAGCGGGGAGGUGAACCAGGAGCUGGGGGAGGUGCUGGGGGAGCUGCAGGACGCCCGCAUGGACAACCAGGAGAGCCGACGGCAGCAGCGCCGCCAAGAGGUUCUGGACAGCCUGAAAAGACUGUACCCUGACACCAUGUAUGGGCGCUUGUUUGACCUCUGCAACCCCAUUCACAAAAAGUACCAGCUUGCGGCUGCCAAGGUGUUUGGCCGCUACAUGAAUGCCAUUGUGGUGGCGUCAGAGAAGGUGGCACGCGAUUGCAUCAAGUUCCUGAAGGAGGAGCGAGCCGAGCCGGAAACAUUCCUCCCAAUCGACUACCUCGACGUGAACCCCUUGAAUGAGCGCCUGAGGGAAAUCCGGGGGGCGAAGGUGGUGGUGGACGUGGUCCAGUGCGCCUCCAACAUGCCGCAGCUGAAGAAGGUGCUGCAGUUUGUCUGCGGGAACGCCCUCGUCUGCGAGACCCUCAAAGAGGCCCGGCAGAUUGCUUUUGGAGGACCCGUGCGCCACAAAACGGUGGCCCUGGACGGGACCAUGUUCUCCAAGUCGGGGGAGAUCUCCGGGGGCUCCCUAAACCUGCGGAGCAAGGCCCGGCGCUGGGAGGAGAAGGAGAUGAGCCAGCUGAAGGAGCGCAAGGAGCAGCUGACCACCGAGCUGCGCGAACUGAUGAAGCUGAAGCGAAAGGAAGCAGAGCUGAAGCAGGUGCAGGCUCAGAUGCUGGGUAUUCAAACACGGCUGAAAUACUCCAACAACGAGCUGGAGACCAUCCGCAAGAAGAACAUCCCUGCCUGUCACACGGAGAUAUCGCGGCUGGAGAGUGAGCUCACUAAUGUGGACUCACUUAUAAUGAUGCAGAAAGAGAAUGUCGAGAAGAAAGAUGCCAGCAUGACGGAAAUCUAUGACAGGGUUAAGCAGAUCGAGGACACGGUGUUCUCAGAAUUCUGUGCUGAGAUUGGUGUUGACAACAUCCGUGAGUACGAACAGGAGCACCUCAAACAUCAGCAGGAGGUGGACAAGAAAUGCCUGGAGUUCGAGUCCCAGAGGACCCGCCUGAGCGCUCAGCUGGAGUACGAGCAGGGCCAGCUGGAGCAGGAGAUGAGGAAGAUCGAGAGCUGGGAAGGGACAGUCCGCAAGGAAGAGGAGAAAGCCGCCAUCCAGAAGAAGGAGGAGGAGAAGCUACUGAAGGCCGUGGAUGAGACCCAGUCCAAGAUACUGGACCUCAAGAACCAACAUCUGGGGAAGAAAAGCCAAGCCAGCGACUCCAAGGCUGAGGUGGAUAAGAAGGUGAAGAGCCUCCAGGAGAAGUCCAAGGAGCUGGUAAAGCUUCAGAAAGAGGUCAUCUCCCUGGAGACCUCUCUGGAACAGAAGAGGAUGGAGAGGCACAACCUGCUGCUUGGCUGUAAGAUACAGGGCCUGCCCAUCACUCUGAUCUCUGGCUCACUGGAUCAGAUCACUGAGGUGCAGCUGGAUUCAGAGACUCAGAGCACCGGUACCACAUUGGACAUCUAUGAGCGAGAGGCACAGUUGCUGAUCGAUUACGAAGACCUGAAGCAAGAGACCAGGGACCUGGAAGGGGCAGAGGAGUUGGAGGCAGAGGUGGGGAGGCUUCAGGAGGUGGUGUCCUCCCUGGAGGCGGUGCUGCAGCGCUCCACGGCCCCCAACCUCAAGGCCCUGGAGAAGAUAAAGGAGGUCAAGGACAUGUACCAGGGAGUUGUGGAUGCCUUUGAGGCCAGCACGAAGAUGGCCAGAAAGUGCAGCCAGGAGUUUGAGCAGAUCAAGGCCAAGCGCUUCCGCCUCUUCAGCCAGUGCUUUGAGCACGUCUCCAUCAUCAUCGACCAGAUCUACAAAGAGCUGUGCAGGAACAGCAGCGCACAGGCCAUCCUUGGUGCUGAGAACCCAGAUGAGCCCUACCUAGAUGGGAUCAACUACAACUGUGUUGCCCCAGGCAAGCGCUUCAUGGCCAUGGACAAUCUCUCAGGGGGAGAGAAGUCUGUCGCUGCCCUGGCCCUGGUGUUCGCCAUUCACAGCUUUCGACCCGCUCCCUUCCUCGUUAUGGAUGAGGUCGAUGCGGCCUUGGAUAAUACAAACAUUGGCAAGGUGACCAGCUAUAUCAGGGAGAAGUCUCGGGAGCACUUCCAGAUUAUUGUCAUCUCUCUGAAGGAGGAGUUCUACUCCAAGGCUGAUGCUCUUCUCGGCGUUUACUCCGAGUUCAAUGAGUGCAUGUACAGCCGUCUCCUGACUCUGGACCUCACCCCUUACCCACUGAAAGAAGGGAAUGAAAAAGAAAAAGAGAUGUUGGGAGAAGAAAAAAUGUGUUGAAGGGAGAUUUUGUCAUGGUUCAGGACUUUUCAUUCUUGUUCCAUGAUCAGUUCAUUCCCCUGUGUGGAUUUCAGUUGACUUUUUUCAGUUACUUUUUUCACAUGUGCAAUAUUUGUUAUUGUUACUGUUUCUGAAAUGAAACCAAGUUUAAUAUUGCUAUAUUUUUUAUAUUUGUUUUAUAUUUGUGUUCUGUGAGUUUGUAAUGUUCUGAUUUCCCCUGUGUUCAUUCAUUUGUUAUAGUGGUUAUAAUACAUAAAAUAAAUGUUGAGCAUUAUAUUCAAAUUAUUAGUUGUGUAAUUCCCUUAUAACAACGCCACAGUGUGGUAGAACUUCCAGCAAACUGUAAAUCUUAACAUUCUGCUGUCAGUAUUAGCAAAAUAAACCCGUUGACUUACA